This is a messenger RNA of Diceros bicornis minor, 2982 nucleotides long. RefSeq names its product N-terminal EF-hand calcium binding protein 1 (gene NECAB1). NCBI's taxonomy places the organism in Eukaryota, Metazoa, Chordata, Mammalia, Perissodactyla, Rhinocerotidae. The transcript has 13 exons. The record is from RefSeq and is a predicted model, not a curated record. Gene Ontology annotation, molecular function: calcium ion binding. Gene Ontology annotation, cellular component: cytoplasm. Gene Ontology annotation, biological process: regulation of amyloid precursor protein biosynthetic process. Bases 147 to 1205 code for a protein of 352 amino acids.
CCGUCCGCGCGGGCAGGGGCGGCGCGGGAGCGCGGGAGCGCGGAGGCCGGAGCCCGGAGGGAGCGCGGGGAGCCGCGAGGGCGGCGGCCGGGGAGGCGCGAGGGCGGGCGCGGCCAGGCAGCGGUGCGGCGCCGGGGCUCCCGAGGAUGGAGGACUCCCAGGAGACGUCGCCGUCCUCCAACAACUCCUCGCAAGAGCUCAGCUCUGCCCUGCAGCUGUCCAAAGGCAUGUCCAUCUUCCUCGACAUACUGAGGAGAGCAGACAAAAAUGAUGAUGGAAAAUUGUCCUUUGAAGAAUUCAAAGCGUAUUUUGCAGACGGUGUUCUGAGUGGAGAAGAAUUACGUGAGCUCUUCCAUACCAUCGAUACACAUAAUACCAACAAUCUUGACACAGAAGAGCUAUGUGAAUAUUUUUCUCAGCACUUGGGCGAGUAUGAGAAUGUGCUAGCGGCACUUGAAGACCUAAAUCUUUCCAUCCUGAAGGCAAUGGGCAAGACAAAAAAAGACUACCAAGAGGCCUCCAAUUUGGAGCAAUUUGUAACUCGAUUUUUAUUGAAGGAGACCUUGAAUCAGCUACAGUCUCUCCAGAAUUCUCUGGAAUGUGCUAUGGAAACUACUGAGGAGCAAACUCGUCAAGAAAGGCAAGGGCCAACCAAGCCGGAAGUCCUGUCGAUCCAGUGGCCUGGAAAACGGUCAAGUCGCCGCGUCCAGAGACACAACAGCUUCUCCCCCAACAGCCCUCAGUUCACUGUAAGCGCUCCAGGGUUGUUAGAAGAAGAUAAUCAGUGGAUGACCCAGAUAAACAGACUCCAGAAACUAAUUGAUAGACUGGAAAAGAAGGAUCUCAAACUUGAACCUCUGGAAGAAGAAGUUAUUGAAGGGAAUACUAAAUCUCACAUCAUGCUUGUGCAGCGUCAGAUGUCUGUGGUAGAAGAGGACUUGGAGGAAUUCCAGCUUGCUCUGAAACACUACGUGGAGAGUGCUUCCUCCCAAAGUGGGUGCUUGCGUAUUUCUAUACAGAAGCUUUCAAAUGAAUCUCGCUAUAUGAUUUAUGAGUUCUGGGAGAAUAGUAGUGUGUGGAAUAGCCACCUUCAGACGAAUUAUAGCAAGACAUUUCAAAGAAGUAACGUGGAUUUCUUGGAAACUCCAGAACUCACAUCCACUAUGCUAGUUCCUGCUUCAUGGUGGAUCCUGAACAACAACUAGAUGUUCCUAGACAUUUUCUUUAGGGUUCCAAGUGCAAAACAAGCGUUAUCUAAAAUGUGAAUUAGAAAAUUCUCCAUAGUUAUUCAUCUACUCAAUACUUUUAAUAUAUUUACUCUAAGAUGUGCACUCUUCUAAUAUGUCUUCUGUAACUUUACCUUUCAAGUGAAUUUUAGCUCAAUUUUCAAAGUUCACUAUUAUUCUCAAUGUUUGCUGCUGUUUUGCUACAUUGUAACCUAAAACCCUUUAGUCACAAAAUCCUAGUAUGUGAAAAAAGUAUGCACAUAAAGGAACAAAAUUGUGAAAAAAAAUUAUGAUAAAGAAAAAUUUAAAGUGUCCUUUAUAGGACAGCUUUUGUAGAUGUGUCAUAAACUAUAAAGGUUAAAUCAAUGUUUUGUGAUUUUUAAGUAACUGAUUUUCUGUGAGAGUUUAUUCUUCAAUAAUGCCUACUCCAUUCCCAAUUUGUGACCCUAUGCCUAUUCACUUCAGAAGUUAAUACAUGAUCCCAUAUGACUGGUGUCCUUAUAUGCAGAAAGAGAAACAGCAGGGAUACACGUACACAAAGAAAAAGCCACAUGAGGACACAGUAAGAAGGUGGCCAAGAGCAAGUCAAGAAGAGAGGCCUCAGGAGAAACCAAGCCUGACAGCACCUUGACCUUGGACAUCUAGUCUCUAGAACUACGAGAAAAUAAAUUUCUGUUAAGCUAAAAACAAAAGUUAAUACAUGAGCAUAAAACAACCUUGGCUAUAACCUAUAGAAUCUCUAUCCAUCUGUCAGGUUAUAAACUAGUUUUUCACAGUGAACAAUUCUGUGAACAUACCAUUUCGUGAUGUAAUGCCAUUAUAUCAUUAGUAUCAUAAUUCCCUAAAUGUAAGUGAAAAAAAAAUCAAGAAGAGAGGAGAGUUUUACUUUGAGAAAAUCUGGUUCAAAUUUUAUGGCAUAUGAUCCAGAGAGUAUGUGUGUGAUCCAGAGGGCUACCUUUUCUUAUGAAAAAGACACUUGCAUUUAAAUAACAAUUUCAAAAUACUUCGAAAACAAAAUUUUAACCUAAGUGAACAAAGAAUAUAUAACAAGCAUAAAACUUUAGGGAAGUAAUAAAAUAGUAGGGAAGGUACUGAACAGAAGACACUUAUUUUCCAGUUUCAACACUAGAAUGACUACAACCCCAGUUUCACUAGAAGAACUAAGUACAUUAUAUACUCUGGUGUACAAGCUCAUAAAUUAACUAUUUUUAAUAAAAUCUAUUCUGAUUAUAAACACUGUUAAUGAAAAUACAAUGCAUAUACAAAUUUGUUACCAUAUUAUUCUCUAGUCCAAAUUCCUUUGAAACCACAGGUCUUCCAGGAAAAAUGUUUCCUGUUUCUUUUAGUGUUGGAAAACUCAGAAAAAAGGAAAUGUUGAACUAAAAUAUUAUUUUUUAAAUAUAAAAUCUGACCUAAAAUAUUUUCUCACUUUUGUAUAACCUCAAGCCCUAUUCAAUCUAAAUAAAAUUAUUUUUUUCAUAGCUUCUACUAGACAUAGUAAAUUUUGACAUAUAAUAUACACACACACACACACACACACACACACACACACACGGGUGUGUGUGUAUGUCUCUGGUCAUUUCUAAAGAUGACAAACACUAAGAAGCAACACCUGGCUCAACUCUUUUAAUUUGUAUACAAAGCAAAGAAAAACAUUAAUGGAGAUAUACAAUGAUUAUUCAAACAAGCUAUGUACAAAGGCAAAUAGAUAAUAAAAGUCUUUGUAGUCUCAUUCUGAUUAUAUACAGAAAGAAAG